Molecule: messenger RNA, 1563 nt
Organism: Talaromyces atroroseus
Lineage: Eukaryota; Fungi; Ascomycota; Eurotiomycetes; Eurotiales; Trichocomaceae
Exons: 5
Coding region: 1-1563 (520 amino acids)
Biological process (GO): mycotoxin biosynthetic process
Molecular function (GO): acetyltransferase activity
Source: RefSeq, a predicted model, not a curated record
AUGGCGGUCGCUGCAGAGGAACAACCUUUUCAAAUGCCCCCCCUCGUUAUAGACGACUACAACUGGAAAACCUCCAAGACAGACGCUUCCGUUCGUGAACGUCGCGUCAAUGGCGCUGAAGCUAUUGUUGGAGAUAAACAGCUUAAUGCUGCGGGCUCCCUCGAUCUCUACCUGAUCUCGAGUGUCCGGUUUGCCAACGCUUCAUUGACGCUGUCCCAAUUGAAAGCCAAGCUUGAGCGCGUGCUCGUCAAGCUGCGGUUUGAGCAUCCGGAAAUUGGACAGACAGUCCUGUGGGAAGAAGAUCAUGUUCUUCCUUUGAUCCAAUACAAGCCACUCAAGAGCAGUGAAGAUGCCCUUGCCUGGGCUCGGAAGCUUGUCCGUGUCCGGGCCAGUACACAGACUGGCUUUGACAUCCGCACUGAAACUGAGGUUAAACGACACCAGGAGGGUGGAAUCAACCCUGCCUUGCCCAUAGAUAUUGAUAUUGUCGCCCCUGUCUCUGGACUGGAUGCAGCUUUGGGAUUGGUAGAUGUGGAAUUUGUCUUUCACUCAAAUCAUCUUUAUGUCGAUGGCAUCAGCAAACGCAUGCUGGUGAACGACAUCUUCAGUUAUCUAGGGGAUGAAAUCUCUGCUUCUUCGACUGGAGAACUACCUGUGUUUAAAUGGGGAGAAGAGGUCCAGAAUCUGGGUGCCCCUGUGUUGACUCUGUUGAAAGCUGGUAUCCAAUUAUGUGGACCCAGCUUCGACGAAGCUACGAGGAAGCAUCUUGAAAAUGCCAUCAAAGGAAUGCAAAAUUAUGGCCCCAACGCAAAGGAAGGCCACGGGCUUCCACGAACCAUCUUCCACACUUUCACCAAAGAAGAAAGCGACGCUAUUUACAAGGCCGUUAAGACCAAAGUCGGCCCCUCAGCCUCACCAGCUCACCUGGGCCAUGCAGCCGUCUUUUUGUCUCUGCUCAAGAGUAGUCCGCCUUCUGAUGACACCCCAGACACCCAAGUGUACGUGUCACAGUCUCCUGUGAACGGACGACGGUUUUUAGAAAACCCUCAAAAGCAUGCAAAGACAUAUUAUCCAGUGACUCAGAGCACCUGCCCUGUUCUGUACGGCAAUAUCAAACAGUACGAAAUCGCCAAUGCGUCCAAGGAAAUGUGGGAUGAGUACUUGCUCACAGCAACCAAAAUCGCCAAAGAAACAUAUGAUCAACGUCUUGCAAAUCCUGCGGCGUUGCCUAUAUCAAUUAAUUUCCAUAAUCUGAUUGGAUUUUUGCAGGCUUCGGGGACUCUGCCUCAAAGCUCUAUGACUGCUCCAAUGUUCACAAGUGAUGGUGUCAAUGAAACUUAUAUCCAGCGCGAAAUCAACGAUAAGGCAGGGAAUAUUGUGAUUACAGUCAACACAGUGCGCUUCUUUUUGAGCCAGCAUAUGACAUUCAUGUCUAUCCGACUAGAUAGCUGGAGAGGUCGUUCGGCGCUUUCGCUCAGCUACAAUGAUGGAACAUAUACUGACGAGGAGGCAUCUGAGUUCCUGAAGGAUACAGUCUCAUUUAUGCUACAGUUUACGCAGUGA